GGAUGGAUGUUAAUUAAUAGAUUAUUUAUAUGACUAUUUAUAUGCAGUCAAAAAUAAACCUUCUCAGAGGGGACUCAUUGUGGGCAAAAUCCAAGACCCUCGGUAGCCAAUAUAAUCCAGUUGCUGCACCAAGGAACCGAGUAACAGUUAGAGCUGAUAUUUUAAAUAUAUCAUAUUUAUGUGAGAUAUAAAAUCCUUGUUAUGAAACCUUAUUUCAAGCUAGCUCUAAACAAGUGUUCCAACUACUUUAAUACUCUAUCUCAAUAACCUAAACAAGAGUUAAAAGAGAGAGAGAGAGAGAGAGAGAGAGAGAGAGAGCUUUGUCAAUCCCAAAGCCCAAGCUAAAGCUAUCCAUCUUAAGAAAAAAAAUAUGUUAUUAUGUUUUACACAAAGUUGUCCGUGCCUCAGGAUUUGUCCUGGAAAAUGGAUGGAGGAAAAGGUAUGAAUUCUGAAACGCUUUUAGAUGCCACCUUGGAGCAGCGGCAGCAGCGGCAGUCUUUCUGCCUGGCUGUCCUCCCUAUUGAGAAGCUGCGCGCCUCUCUCCGCGCUCCUUCCCGGAAAGCAAGCCCACGCCCAGGCCAUCGCCCAUGGCCUUCUCCCCCACGCCACCCUUGAGACCGACCUCCUCCUCAUGUACUCCCGCUGCUCCCAACUCUACCUCGCCCGCCAGGUCUUCGACCGAAUGCCCCACCGAAACAUGCACUCAUGGAACAUCCUCCUCUCCUCCUACGUCCAGACCUCCCUCUUCCACCACGCCCUCGCUCUCAUUCAUCCCUUCCUCCAAUCCGGCCUUCGCCCCGACCACUUCACCCUCCCUUCCCUUCUCAAGGCAAGCGCCGGCACCGGCACCGGCGAUGCUUCUCUCGGGAUGGCACUCCACAACUGGGCCAUCGUUCUCGGCCUCGAAGACCAUGUUGUCGUGCGGGGAUCCAUACUCGACGUGUAUGCGAAAUGUGGAAAUUUAGUUGGUGCACACUACUUGUUCGAGACUAUGCUUAACAGAGAUGUGGUGAUAUGGAAUUCCAUGAUUUCUGGCCUUGCAAGAGCUGGGCAUUCCGUUGAGGCACUGCAUCUCUUCCGGCGAUUGCAAUGGGAGGGGGAGGAGAUGGAUUCAAGGGCUAUCCCGAGCAUCCUGCAUGCCUGUGGUGGAAUUGGUGAUUUGAUUAGAGGGAAAGAAGUUCAUGGGAGAGUAAUUCGAUGUUUAGCAUUCAAUUCGGAUACUGCGAUUGGGAAUUCUUUGAUGGACAUGUAUGCCAAGUGCGGUUUCCUGGAAGGUUCGCAUAAGGUUUUCUUAAGCAUGCACGAUCGGGAUCUUGUGACCUGGUCUACAUUGAUAUCUUGCUAUGGUGUUCAUGGUAAGGGAAAGGAAGCAUUGAGCCUUUACAAGGAGAUGAUAGCAUGCGGACUUGAGCCCAACUGUAUCACCUUCACUUCAGUCUUAGCUAGCUGUAGCCACUCUGGCCUAAUCGAUGAAGGCCGGCAGGUCUUCGAUUCGAUAGUCAAUGUUUUUGAGGUCGAGCCUAGAGUCGAGCACUAUGCUUGUAUGGUGGAUCUUUUGGGUCGCUCAGGGAGUAUAACAGAAGCUCUAGCACUGAUACGUAAGAUGCCGAUGGAGCCGGCACCGAGUGUUUGGGGAGCAUUGCUGGGUGCUUGUGCUGUCCAUAGGAAUUUGGAGGUUGGAGAAAUUGCUGCAUACAAACUAUUUGAAUUGGAGGCUGGCAAUCCUAGCAACUAUGUCGCGCUCAAUGGCAUAUAUGAUGCUGUUGGUCGGUGGGAUGGCGUAGCUCAGAUGAGAUCAAGGAUGAGAGAAUUUGGCAUGGUGAAGACACCAGGGUGUAGUUGGGUUGAUGUGAAGGGGAGGUUGCAUGCUUUCUACCAGGGGGGUGUUCCGCAUCCUUCGGCAAACAGAAUUCAUGAGCUGUUGGAUACAUUAACAAAGGUGAUGACUAAUUCGGAUGAUGGGCAUGGAUGAGUUGGAUCAGUACUUUGAGCAUAUGAACUUCUAUCUAGUGCAUGAGGUGUACGAUGAGAUCCAGCUCAAGGAGCUUCAAUGGUCUCUACACUAAACAGACAUCAAAUAUAUGUUCUCAGGGCCUAUUAGUGAGCUUCAAUCAGGGUUCAUGCAAUUCUCUAUGACCUGACUGACAUUGGCUAGGCUCGAUUGAGAGCAUUGACAUCCCUAGCAUCCCUCAUUUCUCAGUUUGAUUCUAUUUUUUUCGGAAGUGGGAGGGACUAUUUUCCACCUUACCAGGCUCUAGGAGAGACUAAGCCAUUGCUCCAAGAACCAAGGACUUGUAUAUGCAUGGGUGGUAUGCUUUCAAACAUGUAAAUUGAUUCGAUGUGUUCAAAUCAAGGUAUUUCCUUCAAUAUCAAAAUAGACUGAUAUGCGUA
Messenger RNA from Phoenix dactylifera (date palm), 2391 nucleotides. RefSeq names its product pentatricopeptide repeat-containing protein At5g04780, mitochondrial. NCBI's taxonomy places the organism in Eukaryota, Viridiplantae, Streptophyta, Magnoliopsida, Arecales, Arecaceae. Gene Ontology annotation, biological process: RNA modification. The record is from RefSeq and is a predicted model, not a curated record. Gene Ontology annotation, molecular function: RNA binding; protein binding.